Messenger RNA from Lactuca virosa, 570 nucleotides. The record is from the annotation of a GenBank genome assembly. Lineage: Eukaryota; Viridiplantae; Streptophyta; Magnoliopsida; Asterales; Asteraceae.
AUGGUUCAGAAGUGUAUAAAAUAUCUUCAACAUAAUCCAUACGCUUAUUUUUUCCGCAGUUUGAAGAAUAUUGGAGACUUGGAUACUUAUAAGAUUGUUCUUAAAACUGUUGCUGUUCAAGACCAAAGAGUCUAUAAUAAACCCGAUGUGUCACAGGUUGCUGCAAUUUGGGUAGACGGUGAAGAUAAUGGGGAGUGUGGUCCAAGAGAUAUCCGAGUUACAACCCAUGAAGCUGACUCUAGAAAUAUAAAGUAUUUUUAUGGCUGUUAUGAUCCUCUGCAGUAUCCUUUAAUGUUUCCUUUAGGAGAACUAGGCUGGCAUCAAGUGCUUGGAAGAAACGCAGAUAACCCCAGGGUUGUAUCUGUUAGAGAGUAUUAUGCUUAUAAGCUUCAGAUAAAGCAUGAUGACACAACUUUUUUACUCUAUUUUGGUAGAUUACUACAACAAUAUAUAGUUGACAGCUAUGUUAAAUUAGAAACACAAAGACUAGAUUUUUUUAGGACACAGCAGGAAGAACUAAGACAAGAAUUCUUGCAAGGAGUUGUGGAUGCAAUGGCAAAAGGGGAAUAA